Paecilomyces variotii is the source of this 1578-nucleotide messenger RNA. Its product is annotated as arginase-like protein. Gene Ontology annotation, cellular component: cytosol; nucleus; cytoplasm. The transcript is spliced from 7 exons. NCBI's taxonomy places the organism in Eukaryota, Fungi, Ascomycota, Eurotiomycetes, Eurotiales, Thermoascaceae. Bases 1 to 1578 code for a protein of 525 amino acids. The record is from RefSeq and is a predicted model, not a curated record. Gene Ontology annotation, molecular function: manganese ion binding; arginase activity.
AUGACUUCUCCGUCUACUAUCGAGCAGAAGUUUGUCUCCAAGCCCAAUCAAUUGGGCGUGGUUGCGGUCGGUUUUUCCGGCGGGCAGUGCAAACCAGGUGUCGAAGCUGCGCCGACUGCCCUCAUUGCGUCCGGUCUGCUGGAUCAGCUCCGCGAGGACUUGGGCUAUGAGAUUCACCAUGACAAUACCGUCCAUUCCUACGAGGACAUCAUGCCCGCGUCAGAUCCUGACCAUCGGGGGAUGAAGAAGCCCCGCUCUGUCAGCGCGGUCACGCAGCGCCUGAGCGAACAGGUCUAUGAGCAUGCGAAGGACGGCAAGUUCGUGCUCACCCUGGGUGGUGACCACUCGAUUGCCAUUGGCACCAUCUCCGGUACUGCCAAGGCGAUCCGGGAGCGAUUGGGACGCGAGAUGGCGGUCAUCUGGGUGGAUGCGCACGCCGACAUCAACACUCCGGAGAUGAGCCCCAGUGGUAACAUUCACGGUAUGCCCAUGGCCUUCCUUACGGGUCUGGCCAAGGAAGAGAAGAAGGACAUCUUUGGCUGGAUCGAGAAGGAGCAUAUGGUCAGUGUGAGAAAGCUGGUAUAUAUCGGUCUCCGCGACGUUGAUCGGGGCGAGAAGCAGCUUCUCCGGGAGAAUGGCAUCAAGGCAUUCAGCAUGCACGACGUUGAUAAGUACGGUAUCGGGCGUGUGGUCGAGAUGGCCCUGGCGUACAUCGGAAACGAUACUCCCAUCCACCUGUCUUUCGACGUGGAUGCACUCGACCCGCAGUUUGCUCCCAGCACUGGCACUCCCGUGAGAGGCGGCCUGACGCUCCGUGAGGGAGACUUCAUUGCGGAGUGCGUCCACGAGACCGGCAGUCUGGUCGCGAUGGACCUGGUGGAAGUAAACCCCAGUCUGGAGACGCUGGGCGCCAGCGAGACCAUCCGCGCUGGGUGCUCUUUGGUCCGAUCUGCUUUGGGAGACACCCUCCUGUACCCAGGCUGCCAGGGCCGCAACUCGACGUCUGCACGACCGCCUGAAGCUACUCAAACCCCGCGUUCUCCGAGUCGAGUCACAGUUAUAUCGGAGCGCAGGUACCACUGGCCGGAAAUACAGCUGAAUAUAUGGAUCGUCAUCGUUCUCGCGGGUUCUGCGACGUGUCUCGGUAUAUUCGCCUGGUUCAUGACUGUGCAGACGCAGAUGGAAUUGGGGAUCCCAUGGGUCAUGCCGUUCAUGGUUACCUCUAGCGCUCUUGGGGUCGCCUUUGUCAUUCUCAUUCUCAUCCUCGCCGCGCAACGAUUCUUGUUACCGGGGAUUAUCAUCAUAGGGAGUUUCGUCCUCUUCGUUCUAUGGUUGACGGGGAUGAUCGAGACGGCAGUGCAGCUCUAUGGUAGUCUGGCCAAUGUCAAUGCCAACUGCCAGAACUAUGUCCAGAAUAACGCGUUCAGGGGGAACAGCAUCGAUACGCUGGCCUGGUUGACGCAGAACAACAUUUGCAACUGCUGGAAGACGGCCUUUGCGUUCGAAGUCGUCAACACCGUCUUCUACCUGUGGAUGAUGGUCAUGUCAUGGCAGGUCAACAGAGAUAUUUACGAGUAA